UCUUAACGGAAUUCACACUCACACAAGCUAUCGUAACAAAAGAAAAAACCCACAUUUCAGAUAAGAUAAAAUUGUUGAGAUAUGUCAAUGGCAGCAGCAACAGCAACAGCAAAUGGAUGUCUGUCAUGGAAUUCAUCUUCAUUCCUUAACAACAACACCACUACUACUCUCACUCUCACUACCAACACACCCAUCAAUAUCUCUCAUAAAUCUUCCUCAGUACCUUUUGUUAUCGUUGCUCAAAAGAAAGCCAAGAAACUAAGAAAGAUAAUAUUGAUUGAAGAUGUUAGUGAUGUGGGUAAAAAAGGACAACUUUUGGAUGUCAAAGCUGGUUUUUACAGAAACUUUUUGCAUCCUUCUGGCAAGGCUAGGAUUGUUACUCCUCUUCUUCUCAAGGAAAUGAAGGUUGAAGAAGAGAGAAUUGAGGCUGAAAAAUUACGGGUAAAAGAAGAGGCUUUACAACUUGCUCGAAUUUUCGAAACUGUUGGUGCUUUCAAGGUGAAACGUAAGGGAGGGAAAGGAAAGCAAAUAUUUGGAAGUGUUACUGCUCAAGAUCUAGUUGACAUAAUUAAAGCACAACUUCAACGGGAUAUCGACAAAAGAAUUGUUUCUCUCCCAGAGAUCCGAGAAACAGGAGAGUACAUUGCAGAAUUGAAGCUUCAUCCUGACGUUAGUGCUCAAGUUAGGGUGAAUGUCUUCGCCAACUAAAGGACAAAACACUUGCUUGACUACUUUAAAAUCGGUGUAUGUCAAUUUUCAUGGAUGAAAACUUGAAGUUACUUCUUGAAUCAGCCGAGUUCAAUGUCUAGUGAUCUUUUGGUUUUUGUUAUGUGCUCAAGAUUUUAACAUUGGUAUGUACACAUCCUUGGUAUUAUGUGUUUUGUUUUGUUGUAUUAGUCAUUCUAGUGUAAUUUCAAGAAACACUUCAGUA
Erigeron canadensis is the source of this 931-nucleotide messenger RNA. Its product is annotated as 50S ribosomal protein L9, chloroplastic. The transcript has 7 exons. NCBI's taxonomy places the organism in Eukaryota, Viridiplantae, Streptophyta, Magnoliopsida, Asterales, Asteraceae. Gene Ontology annotation, molecular function: structural constituent of ribosome. Gene Ontology annotation, biological process: translation. Gene Ontology annotation, cellular component: mitochondrion; ribosome. The record is from RefSeq and is a predicted model, not a curated record. Bases 82 to 708 code for a protein of 208 amino acids.